GAACCUAGCAAAACCCGUCUCUUCAUAAAUCUGUGCCGUUGGAGUAGGAUCCCUGCUCCCAAGUCACCCUCGGAGCCAGUUCUGUUGAGCGCUGGCAAAAUGGAGACUCUAUCAGAUAAGUCAGAGAUCUGCAGCAUCCUUGACAUGGCAUUCAACCCAUCCGUUCUUGAGCGAGUCGAGGAUAACCCACCGGAGAAAGAGCAGUUGAUUCGCAUGUCACUCAAGUACGUCGAGGAGCAUUUCAGUGUCACUUUGUCCCAUUCCUGGAGCGUGGCCAAAUUUAAGUUGAAGGGAAGCCUUGAAAGGAUGAGAGCCAGCCUGAGAAGAGAACAGCCCCCAUUGGCUGCGCCCCAGAGGAACCCCAAUAAAGAAGUGACCCUCAGCCAGCUGAGAAGCCUCACGGCCGAAGACAGCGGUGACCUUAUUCUGCCAGCAGCAGAGAAGCCCACAGCUCCCAAAAAGCGCCUAAUCGAAGAGAUUUCCAGUACAGACAAGCCAGAGACGCCCAAACCUGCCUACAAAAUGACCACCAAGAAGGACGCAGAUGAGAAACCCCGAGAAAUCGAGCUGAAAAUCGAACUGCCGGGUGUUUGCAAUGUGUCCGAGUGUAAUUUGAGCGUCUCUAAGGAUGACGUCUUGGUCGAGUGCCUUCUAAAGUACAGACUGCGGGUGGACCUCCCGGUGCCUGUGGACGAAGAAGCAACAUCAGCAAUUUUUAAUAAGAAGGGAGGAGUCUUGAUCGUCAGAAUGCCUGUGUGCCAGGGGAAAUGACCCUAGCUGACACGGUGUGGAGAUGGUCCCACACGGUCCCCUUCUUCUCUUGAUUCUCUUCCUCUUCCAGCACUUCCCAUUCGGCCUUUUGCACAAGUUAACAUUAAGUGUAUUGGUUACAUGCCUGUUUUAUUUCUCUUGAGUUUGAAGGCUAAAAUUCUUCCUGCCUUUUGGGGAUGCAAAAACCCAGGAUAAAAUGCACCCCUAAAUACAUGCUUUUGACAUUUGAAGGUUGUUCUGAAGGCAGUUUUCUCCUGCAGUUUAACUGUACAGGAUUAACAAAUAAAUGGACUCUGUAUCUUGUUUCCCCCAUUAACCAAAACAAUAAAAGUGUGUGUGGGGGGAACCUAUUGUUUUCAAUCAUUGCUGGGUUUAAAUUAUUUUUUAACAGUUCUGAGAGCUUCCUGUAGUCUUAAAAGCUCAGCUUAUUUUCUUGGAGAGGCAGGGGAAACACUGUAGGGGGUGGAACACUUACGAACCAAAG
Molecule: messenger RNA, 1255 nt
Organism: Thamnophis sirtalis
Lineage: Eukaryota; Metazoa; Chordata; Lepidosauria; Squamata; Natricidae
Source: RefSeq, a predicted model, not a curated record